AUGGCGGGAUCUGAAGAGGGAGGCGCCAGAGCGGUGGGUCCGUACAUCUUACAGAGGACUCUCGGCAAAGGGCAAACAGGGCUAGUGAAACUGGGAACUCAUUGCGUCUCGAGGAAAACAGUAGCUGUCAAAAUCAUCAACAGAGAAAAGCUCAGCAAAUCUGUUCUUAUGAAGGUUGAGAGAGAGAUUGCCAUAAUGAAACUCAUCAACCAUCCCCACGUCCUCGGUCUCUAUGACGUCUAUGAGAACAACACCCAUCUCUACCUGAUUCUAGAGCAUGUGUCAGGAGGUGAGCUGUUUGACUAUCUGGUCAGGAAAGGCAGAUUGUCGGAGAGAGAGGCACGAAGGUUCUUCAGACAAAUAGUCCACAGAGACCUCAAACCAGAGAACCUGCUGUUGGACGAAAACAGACAUAUAAAAGUGGCAGAUUUUGGUAUGGCCAGUCUUCAAGUCGGGGGAAAACUCCUGGAGACAAGCUGUGGGUCUCCUCACUAUGCCUGUCCGGAGGUGAUUAGGGGUGAUCAGUAUGAUGGGAGGAAGGCUGAUGUGUGGAGUUGUGGCGUCAUUCUAUAUGCUCUUCUUGUGGGAGCUCUGCCAUUUGACGACGAUAAUCUACGAGUGUUGCUGGAGAAGGUGAAGAGAGGCCAUUUCGUAAUCCCUCCCUACCUACCCCAGGGUGCUCAGCAGUUACUCCGGGGUAUGGUGGAGAUAAACCCCGUCAAGAGAAUGGCGUUGGAUGAUGUAAUGAAACAUCCUUGGUUCAAAGGGUCACAUGACAGUUCAGAGCUGGAGCCAGUGGCCCCGAUGAGUGACGCCGUGGAAACAGUCCCGCUCGAGUCACGGACUGACAUCGAUGCUGAUGUGUUCAAGAGUAUGGCCUCCCUCGGAUGUUUCAAGGAUAGAACUGCACUGGCCAAGGCUCUUCUCUGUCCAGAACACAAUGAAGAGAAGGUGAUAUACUUCUUGUUGCUGGGGAGGAAGGAGAGACAGCCCAGUACUGAGGAUCAGACACAGGCUAUCAGCAGCCACCAUCACAAUGAUCCUCCGCGGAAGAGAGUUGACUCUGCCACGGCGCCCACCACCUCCUCUCUCUACCUCAACAACAGAGGACGUUCCCAUUCCAUCGGCUCUGCUGGGUUGGACAGCACUUCAUCAACCAGACAAACGAGAGUUAAUUCUGUGGCCACACCCACCUACAACCCCUCGGCCGCUGGCUACUACACCUACUCCUCUUCCACCCCUCCUUCCUCAAGAACUCGCAAAACCAGUUAUGCACCUGGCGACACGGCACCCUCCUCCCUCACCCUUCCUCUUGGUGCUUCGCCACAGCAACCGGGGUCACCAUGGAAACGAAAGUUGUCUCAGACGAUGAAGACCUUCAUGGGGUCGCCACGGUUUCACCGCCGACGCCUGGACGGUCAUCCUGAGUCACCAACGGCAACCAACACCCCCACCCCUACCUCUGAGUCCCCGUCUCCCGUCAUGGCCAAGAGGUCGUGGUUUGCCAAUCUGAAGGCAGAGAGAGAUAGAGUGGAAGUUGUGGUUGUGUAUCGAGACAAGACCUUUGCUGAGCUCCGUGUCGCCCUCCUCCAGUCCUUCACUGUGGUGAACUGUGAGCACGAGGACGUGGGGGAGAAUGUGUUCAAGGUGAAGUACGCCAAGUCUCGUCGCCUGAAAGGCAAGCGAGUCUUCAAGAAGCCGGUCAAGUUCCUAAUCAAGUGUGUUCCCACGGAAACGGCAGGGGAAACUGGGGAGGGUGAACAGAGUGACGGGAAAACCUACAUCGUCAGUUUUGUUCAGACCGGAGGCCCUUCUCGCAGGUUUUACAGAGUUUGUGACAAGCUUCAGUCGGCCAUCGUUAACCCUUCAGCCAUUAACCCUCUGAACACUGAAUUUGUGGACUACGACAACCCUAGUCUGAGUUCCGAUGAUACUCUAGCCCAGCACACCAGUGGAUCACCCAAUGGAGAGGGGUCCGAGAGUUCAGAGGUCGUUACCCCGGAGACCAACGGAGCCGGAGAUCUUACGGAAGACUCGACUAGUGACAUGAGCGAUGCUGAGAGUGUGCCUGGCACCGAGUGA
Molecule: messenger RNA, 2082 nt
Organism: Geodia barretti
Lineage: Eukaryota; Metazoa; Porifera; Demospongiae; Tetractinellida; Geodiidae
Source: the annotation of a GenBank genome assembly